Lampris incognitus (smalleye Pacific opah) is the source of this 4589-nucleotide messenger RNA. RefSeq names its product glucosaminyl (N-acetyl) transferase family member 7 (gene gcnt7). The record is from RefSeq and is a predicted model, not a curated record. Gene Ontology annotation, molecular function: acetylglucosaminyltransferase activity. NCBI's taxonomy places the organism in Eukaryota, Metazoa, Chordata, Actinopteri, Lampriformes, Lampridae. The transcript is spliced from 6 exons. Gene Ontology annotation, cellular component: membrane. Bases 492 to 1787 code for a protein of 431 amino acids.
GUGAGUCGAUCAGCCAUGGAACAAGAGAGCGUUACUGCACACACAGAGGCACAAAAACACUCGCUCACAAUCCCGCGGCACUGCUCACCUGAAACCGGAGAAAUGACUCCGGCAAGAUGAGCCUAUAGCGAAAAACCCACACCAACGCCCUCUGCUGCAGCUCACCACAGUGAUGGAGACGAUGACGAUGGUGAUGACAGCGAUGGCUCCGGUGGAUGUGCUUCCUGUUUUUAACUAGUCUCUCUUGCAGGUCCUCGUGAAUGAUCACAGGCUACUGUUUGUCGUACAGCCAGGAUUGGGGCUCAAGUAUAUCGGCUCCUUCUCCCCCUGUAAGGACCGAGGACCCGGCUACAUUUAAGGAAGACCCGACAAACCCUUUAUUCUGAUUAACCCUGCUGCAUACUGAAAUCGACAUUCUGAAGCACGUGAUCUUGAGCUGAAGGAGCUUCAUCUGCGGCAGUGUUGAGUGCUUGCGGAGGAGCUGGAAUAGUAUGCUCCAGCUGGGAGGGACCAAGUGCAGCUUUCUACUGUGCCUUGGGAUCAGUAUUGUGAUCUGCUCAGCUAUCUACCUGAGGGCCAGGGUGCCUACAGAGCCCCAGCCCCAGGGAGGGUCUCUUGGCUGCAGGCCAUUCUCCAACAACUGUAGAGCUUUUCUUCCUGGUAGUGAGGAAGGAGCGGAAUGGCACCGUCACGACUGCCAGGUGGAAAGUUAUAUUCUGAACUCUCAUCUGGACUGCUCCGAUUUGAUCAGGGAUCUCCACUUCAUCACGAGACCUUUGAGCCUCGAGGAGGAGAGCUACCCUUUAGCUUUCAUCUUGACUGUCCAUAAGGAGCUGGAGCUGCUUGUGCGUCUAUUGCGGGCAAUCUACACUCCGCAGAAUGUCUACUGCAUUCACGUGGAUGCCAAGUCCCCCCGGGAGUACCAGGAGGCCGUCCAGAGGUUAGUUCACUGCCUUCCCAAUGCGUUCACCUCCAGCCGCAGUGAGACAGUAACGUACGCCGGGUUCUCUCGCCUCCAGGCAGAUGUGAACUGUAUGAAGGACCUGGUGAGGUCCAAGGUGCGCUGGAGGAAGGUGGUGAACCUGUGCGGGCAGGACUUUCCCGUGAAGAGCAACCUGGAGCUGGUGCGUUACAUGCAGAGCAAACUGUGGAGGGACCGGAACAUGACCCCAGGUGUCAAGCAGCCUAAGACCAUGGGGUACAGGACUCAGCUCCAGUAUAUGGAGAUCGUAGGGUCACAUGUGGCCCAAAAAGGCAAGGGGCUGAAGAAAGGCCCUCCACCUCACCGUUUGCAGGUUUAUUUUGGCACAGCCUACUAUGCUCUGACGAGGGACUUUGUGAACUUUGUGUUGGAGAGCCCGCUGGCCAGAGACCUGCUGGAAUGGUCAAAAGAUACCUUCAGUCCAGAUGAGCACUACUGGGUGACGCUCAACCACAUCAAAGAAGCUCCAGGGAGCAAUAUAGAUGGCGGCUGGAGUGGCGCAAUCCGUGCUAUCAAAUGGAGGGAUCAAGAGGGAAAAGUUCACAAUGGCUGCAAAGGGCGCUACGUGAGAGACAUCUGCAUCUACGGGCUGGAAGACCUGCCGUGGAUCAUAGAAAGGAACAGCAUGUUUGCCAACAAGUUCGAGAGCAGCACUUUCCCCGAGGCGUUGGACUGUCUGGAGCAGUGGCACAAGAACAAGGUGCUGAGGCAGGCCAUGGUGCCCAUACAGCCAUCAUGGCUGCUGGCUACUAUGGUCAACUCGAACACCAGCAGUUACUGCAACAGCAGCAGUCAAACCCUAUAGAGCAAGCAUGUUCCCUGACCACAAGCUAAGCUGUACAAAAGCCAAGGUCAAGUUUAGCUGCCUUUUUCUUCUGACGGCAGUGAAUGUAGCUAACUCAGUGAAGUCAAAGACAAAACUGAGAAUGAUACAAUAACGCACUGAACAGACAAUGGACUGUGUAGGGUUGCUAUUACUAAUGGACUCGAUUUUCAUACUCAUGACUUUCAGGUGGCUGAUCUUUUUGCUUAUCCAAGUACAGCUGGUGUAUAGGAUCACUUUGGAGGGUCACUAGCGUCUCUGAAACUUGAUCAAUGCUGGGGUGAAGUCUCAAGACCUAGUAACUAGGUGGUUAGGUCGAUAGAGUCAGGACCAUCUUGGCUGUUUGAAAGGAGGGAAUGGAUUUCUCUGGGGACUUAGUCUAGCUAAACAACGUGAAACAUCCGUGUACAGUACUAGAGCAUGCAACAUUAACAACAUGAACAGAAACGUCAUCAUUCCUUAACAACUUCCUGGCAGGAUUCACAAACAAGAAUGCAGAACACCUCCUGGAAUAGUGGUCAAUCCCACUCAGGUUAAGGACUGUAUUGAAAUUCGUUAGACUAAACGAGAAGCUAUGUUGAUCCAGGAGAGAAGUUAGGACUUUCUACCCGGCUAUUUAAGGUCACAAUCUUUCCCUGGGAAGCAAACUCCAGAAGCGUGGUAAAAUUUUGGGUGGGUGGGGGGUGAGGUGGGGGGUAUUGAAGGUAGAAAUGUAAACUAAUAGUUUUAAACUGCAUAGCAGUCUCAGGUUGGAUACCAACUGAGGCUGUAAAUACAAACGCUAUAGGCAGUAGAAGAAAAAGGAAAAAAAAAAAGAAGUGCCAUCAAAUAGGGGACAAUCAGGCCAUAUCUACAACACAGCAGCAAGCUAACAUUUACAUUCCUCAGUAAUCUUACAGCGCUGAUAGUGAACUAGAGAACUUACUGACAUGUCUACUUUGGCCUGAUAUGCUCCGUGGUAUAAAUAGGCUGUGCAUAUCUCCAGGGGCAUGGGGGACAGGGAGGGUGACGCAACCUCAAUCACAUGAAAGAAUACAAAUCCUGUCUUUGUAAAUAUACACACUCGCAACUGUAAAUACACACUUCCUGCGUCACACUAUUCCCUUUGGAGAUCUGCUGUCUCUUGUCACUAUACGGUUGCAAAGUUUACAGCGCACGGGGGUGUAGGAUGCUGCAGUAGAGAGCUUGCAUUUUGUCAUCUCCACCUGCCUGUUGUUUUCCUCAUCGCCCGCUUUUGCUACAUUUGUAGCCCACUUUCAACAGUCGAGUUAGGUGAAAGAAAAGAAACGAGGACAAAGGUUAUCGUGCUUAUUGAAUCGAUGGAAUUAAGACGUCUGAGUUAGCCAGGGUAAUAAAUCAGAGUCUAAGGAAAAACACUCGGUUGGCUAAUAUCCUGUUCAUAUGACAGAGAAUAAUACACAGUCAAAAUAAUUCCUACACAGCUAAUUCCAUGCAUGGAGCUAGCGGGACCCCACUAAUCGCCUCCCUCCACCUGCCGCUUGGCGACAUUACUAGUUACCAUCUAUAGAUGUGAAAACACUGCCAGAUGUUGCUGAGAUUAACACUGGAACGACCGGGAUUUCACUCCUACCUAAAACGGCCACGGGCGGUCAAAUUGAUGGCGGGUUUUGAAACUCUAUAUUCUGUCAAGAUAAAUACCCAGUUGAGAUAUUAAUGCAUUACAUAUGUUAGUAUGUCUGUUAAAAAAAAAACUAACUGACACCAAAAUUAAAAUUUUAACAACUUUUAAUACUAUUUUUCAGACAAUUUAAAAUGGUCACUGCCCAACGGCUGUAAAUACUGCAAUGCCUCAGUGGUGUUUCUAGGGCACAGCAAUGAACUUCAUGAAGGAAACGACGUGACCAACACAUGUCAUAAAUAGUGACAUGACGCACACGAUCACACACAAAUUACGUGUGGUCAUUUUGACCGCUCAUGGUUGUUUUAGGUGGAUCUUAUAACUUCUUUUUUUUUUUCAGCUGAUCUAAAACUCAAUUUAAUGCAAAUAUAUUUUAGGAGCAUUCACGGAGCGGCAGGUCCGUAUCUCUUUUUUUAAGCAGAGCUAUUAAACUUCGAAAAUUCAAAACCGUCAAAAUGACGACUGUGGUUGUUCCAGUGUUAAGCCAUGCAAAACAUGCCGCACUCAAACGCUGACUGGACCAAAAUCAAGAGUUUUACUUUUCUGAGUUUUACACAGGCAUUUCUUGCAUCACACUCAAUCCAACUAAAAACUGCAAAAGGUGAGAACGGGUGUUUUACUGGACACUGUAAAUCCAACUGCUGAUAUUGACGAGUUACUUUUAACGUUUUUCAUUUGUUGCAUUUUCCAAUGGGUUUGACUGUAGGGGGGGGAAAGACAAUUAAAAAUAUGAUUUACGACUAUGGACCAAACAGGGAAGGUCAUUAAUCCGCAGGGUGUCUGUGCAAAUGACUGAAACUUUUAUAUACACGGCAGAAUCUGAUGGACCCGUAAGCCUGUGAUUUUUCCAAGACUAUUCAACAGCGUCCCACAUUUUUCUUUUCAGGACUGGAGGACUGGUUGUUAAACCUCAUAUUUAUUACAGAAUUCACAGGUACUCCGAGUUUCUUCUGUAAGUUUCCUCGCAACGUAAUGUGUUGUGAGGAAACUUUUGUUGUUAAGUUGUAACUUACAACAUAACAACACAAAAUUACAAAUGUUAUGUUGUAACUUAUGUUGUACAACUUCUGUUGUUCAUGAUUUUGGCUGGCUCGACAACCCUGUGUCUGUUUUGUUCAAUUAAUUAAAAAAAAUUUAAAAAAAAA